Messenger RNA from Anthostomella pinea, 900 nucleotides. Lineage: Eukaryota; Fungi; Ascomycota; Sordariomycetes; Xylariales; Xylariaceae. The record is from the annotation of a GenBank genome assembly.
AUGAAACCCAAGCCCUUCGACAGGACGACGACGGGGACGAAGGUCGCCGCCGCGUUCGGGGACCGGAUUAGGGGGAAGCAUAUCCUAAUCACAGGCGCAAGCCCGAAUUCCAUAGGCGAGGCGACCGCCCGCGCCGUCGCCGGCCGCAGCCCGGGCCUCCUGAUCCUAGCCUCGCGCAGCGCGGCGAAGCUGUCCGCCGUCGCAGGGCAGAUCGGCGAGCAGCACCCGCACGUGACGGUCCGGACGGUGGUCGUGGACCUAGCCGACCAGAAUUCGGUCAGGGAGGCCGCAACACAAAUCAGGGGGCUGACGACGAGGCUGGACGUCCUCGUCAACAACGCCGGGGUCAGCCUGUCGCGGAAGCAGUGGUCACCGGAUGGCAAUGGCAUCGAGCUCACGUUUGCGACGAACCACGUCGGGCCCUUUCUCUUGACUAAUCUGCUGCUGCCUAUCUUGCUCGAAGCGGCCAGGACAAACAAGCCGGGAGAUACGCGUAUCGUCAACGUCUCCAGUUCCGCUCAUGUGAUAUCACCCUUCCGCUUCAGCGACUACAACUUCGAGGGGAAACCACUGCCGCAACGCGAACAACCUCGCAAGAACCUGCCGGAUCAUCUAUAUGAGCAACAUGAUGGUUUCCCAGGCAUGGUUGCGUAUGGUGCUAGCAAGACCGCCAAUAUACUGUUCAGCGUCGCACUGAACGAACGGCUACUGCCAAGUGGCAUCAGAAGUUAUGCCGUCAACCCUGGUGACAUCCUGUCUGGUCUCCUCCGCGAGGUUGGUGCCGAGUUCCGCAAGGUGACUGGAGCAAUGCCACCUGAGACAUGGAAGACACCUGACCAGGGGAGUGCUACGUCGUUGGUGGCAGCUUUCGAUCCAAGUCUCUCAGAUACCGGUGGGUGA